Molecule: messenger RNA, 10241 nt
Organism: Xiphias gladius (swordfish)
Lineage: Eukaryota; Metazoa; Chordata; Actinopteri; Istiophoriformes; Xiphiidae
Gene: grm5b
Product: glutamate receptor, metabotropic 5b
Exons: 14
Coding region: 165-3065 (966 amino acids)
Biological process (GO): regulation of synaptic transmission, glutamatergic; G protein-coupled glutamate receptor signaling pathway; trans-synaptic signaling by endocannabinoid, modulating synaptic transmission
Cellular component (GO): postsynaptic density membrane
Molecular function (GO): G protein-coupled receptor activity involved in regulation of postsynaptic membrane potential; adenylate cyclase inhibiting G protein-coupled glutamate receptor activity
Source: RefSeq, a predicted model, not a curated record
CCCAAGGCCAGGGUGGUGGCAUGUUUCUGUGAGGGCAUGACCGUCCGCAACAUCCUCAUGGCCAUGAGACGCCAGGGACUGGUAGGCGAGUUCCUACUCAUUGGCAGUGAUCUGCGCUGUGUAACUAAAUCGUUGCCAGCAGCAUUUUUGUUGUCAUUGCCACCAUGAUGCACAUUAUCAAAGUACUCAUCCUACUCUUCGUCAUCUUUAUCCACAUCAUCAUCAUCAUCAUCAUCAUCAUCAUCAUCAUUGUCGUCAUCCUGCUGAGAGUGAGUGAUGGAUGGGCAGACAGGUAUGAUGUGACGGAUGGUUACGUUAAGGAAGCAGCCGGCGGUAUUACCAUCAAGCUCCAGUCGGCUGAUGUGAAAUGGUUUGACGAAUACUACCUUAAACUUCGCCCCGAAAACAACCAUAGGAACCCCUGGUUCCCCGAGUUUUGGCAGCAUCGUUUUCACUGUCGACUUAAAGGCCACCCACAGGAGAGCAACAAGUACAACCGCACCUGUAGCAAGCGAGAGUCGCUUCGGCAGCAGUAUGCACAAGACACAAAGAUGGGGUUUGUCAUUAAUGCCAUCUACUCAAUGGCAUAUGGCCUGCAUAACAUGCAACAGGCACUCUGCCCAGGCUAUCAGGGCCUAUGUGAUUCCAUGCGACCGAUAGAUGGUGCUACACUGCUGGACUUCCUGAUGAAAACAAACUUCACAGGCGUGUCAGGGGAGGGAAUCUUAUUCGAUGAGAAUGGAGACUCACCUGGCAGGUAUGAAAUAAUGAACUUCAAAAAGAUGGGGAAGGACUACUAUGACUACAUUAAUGUUGGCAGUUGGGACAACAGCGGUUUGAAGAUAGAUGAUGAUGAAAUCUGGCCCAACAAAGAAGCAAUCAUCAAGUCAGUCUGCAGUGAACCCUGUGACAAAGGACAGAUUAAGGUGAUCCGUAAAGGUGAGGUGAGCUGCUGCUGGACGUGCACUCCCUGUAAAGAGAAUGAGUAUGUGUUUGACGAGUACACCUGCCGAGCCUGUGAACUGGGCUCCUGGCCUACUGAUGACCUCACAGGCUGUGACCCAAUCCCAGUUGAGUACCUACGGUGGGGAGACCCUGAACCCAUAGCUGCCGUGGUCUUUGCCUGCCUUGGUCUAAUGUCCACAUUCUUUGUCACCGCUGUCUUCAUCAGGUUCCGGGACACCCCAGUAGUGAAAUCUUCCAGUAGGGAGCUGUGCUACAUAAUACUGGCAGGGAUCUGCCUGGGUUACCUGUGUACCUUCAGCCUCAUAGCCAAACCCCAUGUCAUCCACUGCUACCUCCAACGACUGGGAAUAGGCCUCUCACCUGCCAUGAGCUACUCUGCGCUUGUCACCAAGACAAACCGCAUCGCUCGGAUCCUGGCAGGAAGCAAGAAGAAAAUCUGUACAAAGAAACCUCGCUUCAUGUCUGCCUGCGCUCAGCUCAUCAUUGCCUUCGUCCUCAUUCUGCUGCAGCUGGGCAUCAUCGUGGCUCUCUUCCUCAUGGAGAAACCUGAGGUGAUCCAUGACUACCCCAGCAUCCGCCAAGUCAACCUCAUUUGCAAUACAACUAACCUGGGUGUGGUUGCCCCACUGGGGUACAAUGGCCUGCUCAUACUCAGCUGCACCUUCUAUGCCUUUAAGACCCGCAAUGUCCCAGCUAAUUUCAACGAGGCUAAGUACAUUGCCUUUACCAUGUACACCACCUGUAUUAUCUGGCUGGCCUUUGUACCCAUCUACUUUGGUUCCAACUACAAAAUUAUCACCAUGUGCUUCAGUGUCAGCCUCAGUGCCACUGUGGCUCUUUGCUGCAUGUUCGUACCAAAGGUGUACAUCAUUUUAGCCAAACCAGAGCGUAACGUGCGCAGUGCCUUUACCACUAGCACAGUGGUGCGCAUGCACGUGGGUGACGGCAAAUCGUCCUCAGCUGCCAGCCGUUCCUCUAGUCUGGUUAACCUGUGGAAACGCAGAGGCUCUACUGGAGAGACACUCAGCUCCAACGGUAAAUCGGUAUCUUGGGCGCAGACAGAGCGCAGUGGUUCCCGUGGCAACCACCUGUGGCAGCGGCUGUCCUUCCACAUUAAGAAGAAGGAGAACAAUCAGACUGCCGUCAUUAAGCCCUUCUCCAAAACCUCUGAGGAACGUUACUGUGGAGGGGGUGACCUGCCCCCACAUGUUCCUCUCCCUUCCCUCCCGUCCAUGUCCUCCCUGCCUAGUCAUCCUGACGCUGGCACAGACAAGACCCUGUACGAGCUCUCAGAAGCAGAGGAACGCUACUCGAUCACAUACCGGCCGCAGACACCUUCGCCGAUCAGCACGGUCAGCCAGAGACUAGGGGCAGGUUUAGGUGAGGAACCUCACAUGACCAGUAUUCCAAAGUACCCGAGUAGCAUUUGCAGCGGUGGAAGCGGCAGCAGUUGUGGUCCUGCCAGCAGUGGCUCUGUUGUUGCUGGGAGUGAUGGCCGUUUGGUUGCUGUGGACGAUCACCCAGGCGAGGCCCAGAGUUCACUGAUGGAUCAGAUCAGCUGUGUGGUAAACCGUUUCACUGCCAACAUCACCGAACUCAACAGCAUGAUGCUUUCGUCCUCUCCGACUCACUCACACACACACAAACACACACCUCCUUCUCCUCACCCCACCGACCCGUACCUGUUACCCCAUGAACUCCAGAUGCCCCCGACCCUCACAACCUACGCAGACGUCCAGCCCCUCCCGCCUGUAGAGUCCAGCUUGGGGGGCCGGGGUGGCUGCCUUGCUCACUCUAUUCCUCAUUCACCUUACCCACUGCCCCCUCCUCACCCCCAGACCUCCCCCUCUCUCUCCCCCAUGCGAGGUGGCCUGGUCACCUGCCUCACUGACUCCCCUCUGAGGAGGGUGGAGUUGGAAGAGGAGCUUAUUGCUUUGACUCCUCCGUCGCCCUUCCGCGACUCUCUGGCGUCCAGCAGUGGCUCACCUGUCUCAGAGACAGAUCUGUGUCUCCCCCCAGCUCCCUCCCAUCCUCCCCCUUCUCCCCCAUAUAGCAGACUCACACUCAGAAACUACAGCCAGAGUUCGUCCUCACUGUAAGGCAGACAAGUUAAGAGAACACAGAAAUGAAGACGAGCACUCAGAAACAACAGGUCAUAAUGAGAAAAGAGGAUGGAUAGACUGAAAUCCAUUCGUCCCUACAUGGAGUAAAAACCUGAAGUAAAGGAUUCAUAGAGUGCUGUUUGGUGAAUGCAACAGGUUGUGUUUGUGUUUACAUGUUUGCAGUGAGAUACACGUAUUAGAAGCGUUCCGACGUUGUUGUAUUUUCUUAGUGCUGUCUCUCACAAGUGAGGCAUGGAGAACUGCAAAAAUGGCCACUAUAACUUUGCAGUGUUUUGGUGUCUAUUAAGCCAGAAAUCAUUCCCGAAGGUCUAGAGCUAUGUAUCAUUUAGGUUUGGGUAGUGGCCUUAAGGUAACAUGGCUAUCAACUAAUUAGAGACUGUAAGUUUGUGUGUGUGUGUGUGUGUGUGCGUGCGUGCGUGUGUGUGUGCGCGCAUGACUGUGUUUUUGCUGUAUCUUAGUUAAUGAGAGGUAAUGGCAACAUGACAGCGUAGAGUAUUGAUGAGGUACGAAUCCUAAAGCCUGUAUGGACUAAACAUACGCUGUCAAGGGCACAUAUAUAUCUGCUCACACUCACUUACUCACUCUCUCACUCUCUCACUCUCUCACUCUCUCACUCACUCACACACACACACACACACACACACACACACACACACACACACACACACGUGAGCACACACAAAUCAACACAAUGUAAGGGAAGAACAAUGUAAAUAUGAGAGGUUAUGGAUUUGUCUUUGAUGAUAAAAUCCAACAUGUUUAUGACAAAAGUGCAUUGUGUUAACAUACCAGGCUGUAUGUUACUCUGAAGAACUUUCUCACAAAAGCAUCUUUUGAUUGAUUCAGCUCCCCAAUCUUUUCCCUCUACAUAGCUUUCUUUUCCUCAGUCCCUCUCUCUCUCGCUGCUUUCUUUUAUCCUGCCAGUAUUUCAGUAUUUUCUACUCUUCGUUUGUUUUCUUCAGAAGUUUGAAUGUAUAUUUUCUACAUGAUUCCUGAAGCAGUUGGGACCAAACCUUUUGUACCACUCUGUCUGUGACUUGAGAAAGAGGGAGAGGAGGGAUUAUCAAGACCAAGCCUUGUUUUACCAUGAACAUCCUAGUCAUUAAAUUUUGUUCAGGUGGAUUAUUGGAAGAAAGCUUAUUGUUAGUGUGUGACAUUUAACAGAGCAUUAUGUAAGGCUUAGCUGGAUCCCAGUCAUGACAUUUUCUCUAUACAGUUUGUCAGCAGGACACAAGUGUCACUCUGUUUCAUCAAAGACAGUGCUUUGAAUGGGAUUAAUUGGAAUAACAAUGUUCUCUAAAGUUAGCAGGCACAGAUUGACAGAUUCAAGCUGGGAUAGAGCCGCCUCCUCCUCAGCCUCUACCAGGGUCAUCUGUUGCACAGGUGCUACAGUCCUUUUAAAGGUCACAAUCCUUUUCAAACAAAGAGGGGCAGAACAAGUAAAAAGGUUAACAGAUUAAAAUCCAUCUUAAACGGGCUUUUUAUAAAUUCUCGGAAGUUCAAACUCCAGAUGAGAUUGACGCUACAUUACCGUUAGUCUCAUGAGAGUAACCUGGUAGAGGACAAUGACUGACAUCCAGUUUAGCCAGUCAAAAUGUUAGCGUAGCGGGAACAGGAAUAGGGAGACAUGGAAACUUCCCAGGGUUAAAAUAUUAUUGAAAGGAAUAAUUUAGCACUUUCUGAAACUUGCUUUCUUGCUGAGUGCUAGAUGAGAUAAUGGAUACCACUCUUAUAUCUGUCAGGUGAAUAUAUGAAGUCUCUGGUCUGGUAACAUUUUAAUUCGUGAGCUUUGGAGGUGCUGUAGACAGAUUUUGUUGCCUUCGACGAGAGCCAGGCUAGCUGUUUCGCCCUGUUUCAAGUGUUUAUGCUAAGCUAACUGGCUGCUUGCUGUAGCUUCAUAUUGAAUGGCCAGACAUGAGAGUGGUAUCGAUCUUCAUCUCACUCUCAGCAAGAAAGUGAAUCAGUGAAUUGCCAAAAUGUCAGUCUAUUGUUUUAAAGUGAGGUCUGGCCUCGUGAGAGUAAUCCAAAAUGUCAUACUUCCUGGAUUGGGAAAAACGUUGGAAGUGAACGUAAUCCAGGUGGUAAUUACAUUUUCUCUUAGAGGAGUUUAGAAAAGCCAGUUUGUAGUAUAGAGCUUUUUAUAGGAAACAGGGUUUGGUUUAUAUGGAGAGAAUAACUGUCUAAUAUUAGCAUAAGUGUCAAAUUCAGGCCCAGACACAUCCUGAUAUUCCAGCCAUAAAUGUCUGGAUUGGUAAACAGAACUGAAAUAACAAAACCUAAAAUAUCUAAUUUGACUAUUUAAGACUAUUUUAAGAUUUUUAUGCCUUUAAAUGGAAUAUUGUACCUACAUGUGCCAACACUUAGACAGAAUUUGAGAGUACUCAGAGUAGUACUGGGAUAUAAGAUGUGCCGAUGAAUGCAUUCACUAAGAUGCUUUUGAGAAAUGGGGCCUUGGCAUUGUCUCAGCUCCCUCCACAGUGGAAAAAGCUCUGCAAAGUAAAGAAAAAAACAAGAAAUCUGAGGUUAGAAGGUUGUGAUACACAACACAAACAUCUUUAGACAUUUUAUGAUAGGAAUGUUAUCUGCAGCAAAGACAUGGAUUGGUAUAUCGAACUUAAUCGAAGAUAAUUAGACCGUUGAUAUCACAACAACAAUCAGUGCUUCAAAAUGUCAUAUGUGUAUUAUUGUUCGUCAUGAUCUCCGUAUUUUCUGCAGCAUAUGCAUUUGUCUGCUGUAACAGCUGACUGAUGCAGAUGCAGUCCAUGGUCUGAUUUUUUUUUGAGUGUAGUAUUUCUGCUCUACAGUAGCCAGCAAGAACAAACUCAGACAAAGUGAUUCUGUAAAUAAUAAGGGCAUGCAAAGACAGUUCUGUUUUGUUUCAGAUGAAAGUACAUUUAUUUACAUAUCAACAAAGGUGAAAAAAAGAAAAAAAUAUGUUUUUGAACUAUGUUAUAACAGUACCAAUAUGUGUUUCGACUACAGAAACUGUGUUACUACUCUGAAUGUGUGAGUGACCAUUCCUAUUCAAAUGUCUUGUAAUUCAAUAAUAUAAUAAUAAUUAAUAUGAAUAUGAUUAUUGUGCCAAAGGGGUUAGGGAGGGUCUAGUUUACUAGCUUGUGGGUACAUAGGUGGUUUCUUAAAAAAAGAAAAAAAAUGUUAAUGUAAAACUGUUUCUAUUGUUUUGGAUAUUUUCUUUAUAAAUAUUCCACAUUUUCCAGUGUAAAAGCAAUAUAAUCCAUACAUAAAGGUGCACAUCUGAGGGGUUUCUUAAAUCUUAAACAAUGUUUUAGAUUGUUGUUCUUUUUCAUCCCUCUGUAAUCUCUGGUGGCCAACAAAAAGGAGGAUAAGAUCUUUUUUUUUUUUUUUGCAUUUUUUCUAAAUCUAUCUUUAAUGAAAGGGAGAUAUUUAGUAAUUUGUAGUUACCACAAAGGUGCGAUCCCCGAUUUUUUGCAAUGUUAUCUUCUCACUUAGGGCUUGUAGUUCCCCUUUUUUCACCUUUUAUUCCUGGUUCAGUCUCUGAUCUAAAGAGACCAAUCUCCUGAAAGCAUAGGUGCAGUGUGAGCUAGUGAGAUGAUUUCUGUGUGCCAUUAAUUGUUGUUUGCUUUUUUAUUGUUGCAUUUUUUUUUUUUAACGUGUACUGCAAACCUGGUCCCUGAACAAGCUCCAGUAUGUCUCUGCAAUUCAAAGCAAGAGAAUAAUUCUUCUUGUGUCUAGUUGGUGGGAACAUGUGGAUAUGUACUAAUUGACACCUUUAGAAAACUGCACAGACCUUUGCUUCUGAUAGGACAAAAAUUUACAAGAAAAAAGCAUGAAACAAGAGCUGUUGGUCAUAAUGUAAGCAUAAUUGGGCCUUGUCUUAAAGUGCUGUCUGUGCAUCAGUACUUCUGCAUCUACUCAUUUAAUUGGGCUAAUCUAGGCGCUGACCUGUUGUCAAAAAAUUUACCAGUGCUAUUGUUGAGAUGUUAUUGGGGAGGAGCUGUUUUAUAUCCUGCUGUCACUGACAUUGUUUAUAACAUGCUGGGAGCUUGCUUCAGCACUUCAGCUGUGUUUUACCAGCCCCCUGGGUGAGGCUCAGCAGUUGUGUGCUGCCUCUGCAGAAAAAGAGAGGAUCAGCGCUUACAUCUACUGCUAUCUCAUUCUCUUUAAGGGCUCAGUUCUGUGACAUCAUCUUACAUUAAAAUCACACAUGACCGACAACAGAUAGUCAUUAAGAUAGAGGACAGAGGUUAUAAGAGUGCAGCAUGAUUAUUAUGAAACAGAAGGAAAAGGUUAAAUUAGCAGAGAAUCAAGGCCUUGUGUAUAUUUGGCAUUAUAAAAUAAUGCAGGUAUCGACUUGUAAGGUCACCGUAAACUCUCUGAACCACAGGGAGAUGAAAAAUUAAUCUGUCACCUAUAGCAUUUUAAGGAAAUAACCUUUUUUUUUGCAUUUGAAUCUUUAGUUGUCAGGGGAUUUUUACACCAGGUGAACCAGGGACUUUCUACCAUUUUCCAUGACAAAUGCGUAGUAAUCAUCCCUGUGUGGAAAUUGAGUAGUAAUGCAUACAGAACAUUUUGCUGACAAACUGUGAGACAUCUGCACUAAUACCGUUUUAGCCCUAACUCAAGGAUCACAAAAAGCUACCACUCAUAUUAAUCUGGGGUGAUUUCUGUUAAAUUGAUAUUUCCCCUCCUAUUCUAUCCAAAACAUGAUGAUGAUGAUGAUGAUGAGUAAAAUCUUAUGCUUGCCAGGAAGAUGAUCUCCUGAUGAUGUCCACCCAAAAUGCUGUUGGCUCACUUAUUUUUGUAAACGCACUCUAAAGAAUUGGAUAGAUAAUCCCUGCGCUCAAAAGUACUUUUAAUCCAGACAUGCUUAUCUGCUGAUCGGAGGAAAACAGACCCAAGGUCAUUUAUUUUAUACCUUUUUGAAUGAAAAUAUGAAUAGUUAAGGCUUUAACCAGUCCCUGUUGUCCGUCCGUUAUAUUGCCAGAUACAAUAGUGGGUUCGGUUCGGUUUUGGGUGCAGUUUUUUGGUAAUGUAGUGGUGAGGAUGGCAGUUGCGGAAGGAGACCUCGUUCAUCAUAAGCGCUAGCUACUCUGCUGAAUUGUUCUUGAGGAAGACUCCACCUGCUUUCUGCCACCUGUGAUAGUUGUGUGCUGACCCCGACCCCUGAUUUCUCUGUAGAGGGAGGCAAGUCAAAAACAGGGAUCAACAGAGACAGAUCAAAAACACUGUUAAUGUAGGUCAUUAUCAGUUUGGCACUCAAGAGGUCUCUAGUGAGAAAGAGCCUGGUUAUUUUGUUUGAUUUGAUACAGAACAUAGAACUAUGUUUACUGUGUAGACACCACAUAGACACAUGGUUACAUACAUUAUCAGGGCAGAAUGGAAGAAGUUUUUUUUUUUUGUCAGCCCACUGUGACAGUCUCUCGCAUAAUUAUUAUAAAUAAUGAACACCCUUGGGAGUAUAAUUUGGAAGAUAUAAAAAUAUUGUUUCUUACCUUUUAACAGUGUUAAUGAUAUAAGUAAAUCACAAUAUGUUUAGGUUAGAGGUAGGUGAGAACCUAAUUUCUUAAUUGCAUUAAGAGAGGUAGUGAGUGUUUUGAGAUGAACCGGCCCCUCGUCCCUCUACAUGCCAAGCAGUGAAUGCUUUAGCAUUUAUGUUAACUGUUCUUUGUUUUGAGCAGUAUCAAUAAAAUCCAAAUGAUAGAGUAACAUUGAUUAUUUUAGAGUUCGGCAGAUAUUCUGUACCAGUAUAAAGCAGUAAAGCAAGGAAAAACUUGUUGAAAAGAAACAUCAAUAUCAACCGCCAUUGAUCGUUUUUGAGACAAUCUUUGGCACUGGUAUAGAGAGUGGCAUAUCCUCUGUAGGACUGAGCCAAGUAUUUCCAAAUCAACCUACAGGCUCAAUGUUCUGACUAACUUAAAACUUCAUUUGUAAAAGUAGCUGACGGCUUGCAGUUUCAGAAUAAACUAACGGCAUUUAGACUCUGUACUGCGCUGUACAAAACAUUACAAGAUACAUAUCAGUGUCCUGAAUAUUAAAUUCCUGGGGGGCUUGGAUGCAUCCAGUUUGCCGCAGCUGGUUGAAGGAAACCCUAGGCCCAGAGGGUGACAACUAGACGUCUUAAGAAUCAUCAACAGUAUUUUUGUAAGUUUGCCCGAAGCUGCUGAUUUGAAUGUUGCUUUUUAUAACUGAGUCAAGAACAUGUGUGUUUUAAUAUGUGGUUGUUUCCUCAGAGUAAAAUCACUGAUUUUAUGUAGUCAGUGUAGGUUCUAUAAAGCAAAGGAGAUAGUUGUGUAACAAGAAGUUAGGUUUUGCAUUAUAUUGAUUAGAAGUAAGAGAGCAGUUUCUGUACUUAUUUAUUUUGCUUCAGGAUUUAUGAGAAAGUGGAUUAAUUUAUUAAGAAGGUCUGUGUGUGUCUUUAGGGCGUUAUUGUUUUUCGAUACAGUGCAGGCAAGUUACAGAACAUACAGCAUUGAUUGAGAUGAAUGUUGCCUAUAGAAGUGAUGUUUACAUUCUUACUGCUCCCUUGAGAUAAUCUAGAUUAUCAUGUUUAAUGACUGGAUUCCGUUGUAGUGACAUUUUACAAGCUUGUAAGCGAACGUACGUGUUUUGUGUUUUUCUGGGAUACUGAGGUGGGUGAUCUGAGCAGAAAAACAAAUUUCACUUAUUCUCCAAAAAGGCAGCUCAUCUGCUUAUUACUGGAGGCCCUGUGUUGCGUUCCAAUCUCUUUACAACCCAGACUUAUCAAAACUUUAAUUCAGAUCCGCUCAUUGAAGCGGCUACUUUGGGCUUCAUUUUGAUAAAAAGAAAAUGAUGAGUUACCAUAAACAUAAUUAAAGGGAAGUGGAAUGAGCUGAUUUCCCUAGACUGAGUGUGUAGAAUGUAAUAUAUUUUUUUCUGUAUUCAUUUAAUAGUAUUUAUUCACUCCAGGCAGAAAAUGACUUUUACUAAAAUGAAAAUUUAUGAUAAAAUAUAUUAGUUAUUUAUUUGAAAAAAUAACAGCAAAGUCAGGCUUAAUUUGCAGUGUAUCCCCAGACUCCAGUAGUGUUUUAUCCCCGCGGUGUUCCCAUAAGCUCCUCCGCUCAGUGCCAACUUUAUCUCAUUCUUUUUUUAUUUCAGGUGCUACUGCAUUUUUUAGCUGGGGUGGAUAAACAUUACAAAAAUUAGAUUAAG